CAGUAACUGCAUCUCUUUACAAUUACGUGGUUUAUACAUAGAUAUGUUAUAACUACAUAAUUAAACAUAUAUAAGUAAAGUGUCAUUGGGCUCAGUAUUAGUUUACCUGAGAGAGAAAGUGAAAGUAUAAAAACAGAAAAAUUCAUGUACGGGUUGAUUUGAAUAAAACCGGUUUAACAGGUUCAGGGAGUGUCUACUUUUUACAUGUUGCUACUACUAAUAAUAAUUCAACCUCAAAUCAGAGUUUCUUACAUUUAUGUUGAAUUUUAUUUAAUUGUAGGCAGUAUGAACCCAAUAUAUUUCAUGUUUUAUCUGCUCAACUGCAUUUCUUUACCAGCCUUAUGUUAUGCUGCCUCCAUCCUCAAAGACUCUACCCACCCCCAGCAUGGACUUUUCACACUUCUGCCUUCAGGCCGGAGGUACAGAGGUGUGAAAUGCAAAACCACCAAGAACCGGUUCUUCCCCACUGCUACCAGACUCUUGAACCUCCCUGAGAAAUAACUGUCUAAACUUUACUCUACACGUUUACAUGUCAAGGACAUUUACGAAGGCACUUUACUGCAAUCAUUUUAUAAUUGCACUACUGAACUUUUUGCACUUUUUUCAUAUUCCAUACUUGUUUCUUACUCUGCACAUGACAAUAAACUCUUUGAAUCUUGAGUCUUGAAUAUUGAAAAUGUCCACCAGAAGCUCUGCCCAGUUCUCUACUACAAUACACAGUUACUGUAUUCACUAAUACCACUUUACUACAACUUUACUACUGUACACAACACAAGCCUUAUGUUCACCAUGACCAGAAGAAGCUCCGCCCACUUCUCUACAAUACAAUACAGAGUUACUAUACUCACUAAUACCACUUACAACUUUACUACUGUACACAACACAAGCCUUAUUAUGUUCACCAUGUCCAGAAGCUCCGCCCACUUCUACUUCUACUACAACACAGAGUUACUAUAUUCACUAAUACCACUUUACUACAACUUUACUACUGUACACAACACAAGCCUUAUUAUGUUCACCAUGUCCAGAAGCUCCGCCCACUUCUCUACAAUACAGAGUUACUAUAUUCACUAAUACCACUUACAACUUUACUACUGUACACAACUCAAGCCUUAUGUUCACUAUGUCCUUUUUCAGAUUUGGGGUUGUGAAAAGUGUCUUACGACGUGAUCUGAUUAACCCUUUCCAGACACAAUGGACAAUCAAAUUGAUGACAUUAUGGAUCUGUGCUGUGAGCUGUCGAAGAUUAAAGAGAUGAAAGCAGCAGUGAAGAAUUCUGGGAAAGGAGCGGUGGUGGCUGGGGGCGGAGCCUUUGUGGGCGGGCUGUUAGCUGGACCUGUGGGGAUCGCUGCUGGUGGUGCAGUGGGAGGCCUGCUGGGAAUGUGGAUGACCAGCGGUCAGUUUAAACCUGUUCCUGAGAUCAUCAUGAAGCUUUCUCCUCAGCAGCAGCAGAAACUCUACUCCGACAUCAUGGCGAUUCUGAAAACGCUGAACUGUACGGACGUGGCCCAGCUGGUGGCGCUGGUAAAGGGCAACGCGGACAUACAGCAGCAGGUUAUAGGUGCCAUCCAAGGAUACAUCACCAAGGAGCUGAGAGCCGAGGUUCAGUAUGGAGACUGACCUCCAGGAGGAGACAAAUCACCAGGGGAAACUAGUGGAUUAAAACAGCGGAUUUUUUAAAUUAACUUUUUCAGACCCUGCAUCCAUUACAAUGAACAUAUAUUUGUUUAAAUGUUUUGUUGCACAUAAAAGUGAUUAAGACAUACUGUUCAUCUGAAUAGACCAUAAACCAGCCAAUAAAAAAGCUUAAAACCAGUUAAACAGUGCAUUAAAACAAACAAACAAACAAACAAACAAACAAACAAAAAAACAACACAGCACAAGAGCUAAAGAAAGGCAAAGAAAGAACUAAAUGUUUUACUAAUUUUAUGUAAUUUAGAACACUUUUUAUCAUGAUUAGGGAUGUUGUUUUUAAAUAAAAAGGUAUAUCAUUAUCAAAUAUAUAUAAAAAAAAUAUUUAGCAUAGGCCUCCAAAGUAAUGGACAUUAAAAAAAAGCAUUUCAAUAUUUUUUUUUAUACAUUCAGUUUAUAUUAGGAUGUUAUGAGUCUUCUUUUGUGUUUUAGCACAGAAAAGCAGAAAAUACCAUUUUUAUAUAUGUUUUAAAUAUUUUUAUGUAUAUUUUUUAUCACUGGAUCAGGUAUAAUUCAGGUCUGAAAGAGUUUUUUUAUUGUUUAAAGACUGCAGGCUGGGGUCAUAUUUAAAACACAAAAGUAAAUUAAAGUUAUAGUUUGGGGAAAAAGAAUAAAAAUAUAAAUGGUACAUCUUGAAAUAUAUAAAUCAGGGGUGUCCAAAUUUUUUUUGUUGGGGGCCAGAAGGAGAAAUAUAGUUGAAGUCACGGGCCACAGACUCUGUAAUAAAAUAAAUAAUGAAAUAUACCACUUUAAAUUACGUAUACUUUUCUCCUAAUUAUUUUUAUGUACACACCAUUUUACUUGACUAACUAUUUUAUCUAUCUUUGACAGUGUUGUGUAAACUAAGAUUUUUCAAAUUGGUCUUUCAUUUCAUGAUGUCUCUUAAUAUUAAACUCCUUAAUUACGGCAACUUUUAGACUCUUUUGCCGUUUUUCUGCGGGACAACUGAACACCCUCUCUGCUUUUAGACUCUUUGGCCCGUUUCUGACACCUAGCGUUCAAAUAUUGAAUCUAACAUUAUAAAAACCUGCUUAACAGCGGGCCAACUUUCAUUCUAUUUCUAAAAUAAUACCGCUCCAAAAAAGGAAACGGGCCGCAAAUAGCCCGCGGGCAGUAGUUUGGACACCCCUGAUACAAAUAUUUAUAAACCCACUUUCAUUCUCUCUGAAAAGUGAUAAAAUGACGUUAAUACUAUAAAUAGUAGUCUAUAUGUAUAUUUCAAUAUUUUUUUUUUAACACUUUGCCCUUGUAUGUCGAGUAUUUGUCCAAGUUUGACAUCUCUGAUUUAAAGAACUAUGUGCAGGACUCUCCAUUGGAGAAACAAAGAAAAAAAAUACAUAGCAAAUAAACACAUUUAAACAGUA
Molecule: messenger RNA, 3056 nt
Organism: Astyanax mexicanus (Mexican tetra)
Lineage: Eukaryota; Metazoa; Chordata; Actinopteri; Characiformes; Acestrorhamphidae
Product: protein C19orf12 homolog
Exons: 3
Coding region: 1195-1620 (141 amino acids)
Source: RefSeq, a predicted model, not a curated record